Pocillopora meandrina is the source of this 22056-nucleotide messenger RNA. NCBI's taxonomy places the organism in Eukaryota, Metazoa, Cnidaria, Anthozoa, Scleractinia, Pocilloporidae. The record is from the annotation of a GenBank genome assembly.
AGCACCAUGGCGGGGACUUCAUGAUCAGGAGAUGAAGACUGUUUUUUCAACAAAAGCAGCUCUGUUUCACCAGGUAUGGACGAAUUUACCUUCCAGAAACGUUUGGUCAUAAAUAAUAGUGCGUCCUACGUCUCUUUCUACUUUCUUGUUCCGCUUAUGUCCGUGAUAAAAUGUAGUCUUGUUUAUCAAUGCACAAGCAAUCACUUUGGCCGGUACGCCAUACGGUGUAUGUCUGGUAAACUUAGUUCGUUUUAUGUCAGCUGACCCAAACAUUUCAUGAAAAAUAAUGAAGUGCGAAUGGUUGCCGGUGAUUUCUUUUAUAAAAUUUGAAUUUUCCGAUCGCCUUUUGUUUGCAGAAAAUAUUUGUGUAGUUCAUUUGAAAUUGCAAGUCGAUUCUGUUUUUGUCAGAUCAGAUCAAGUUGAAUCGUGCUGUCGAAAGGAUCGAUGAAUAAGAUUUGUUUCACUACAUUUGGUUUAUUACCCUUUUGAGAGACGUGCUCUCUUUUCUAGUGAUGCUGGUAAAGAUCAGAAGGAAUUAUGACGACAAACUUUACCUAGAUCAUGACGGAUACCACUUGUUUGCUCACCGCAUGUUUGGGUCGUAGUUUUGAAUGUCGAAUUUAUUGUUACUUUUUUCGACACAUACGGUCUUUUGACCUUAAGGACAAUACAAAAACCCUGUAACAACUCGUUAGUUAAAAUCGGCAUUCAAAAAAAAAUUUUCUGAAGGAUUCCUUCAGUUGGUUUUAGUCGUGUUUACCAUGUACAAUUUCGAUUUUCUUCAGUAUGCCAUUCUCACUAAACAGUAAAUUAAUUAAUUAAAUGAAAAAUUAAAAACUGAAUUUAGUGAUAAUUAAUUAAGUUCUUCUUGUCUGGUUUUAUCAGGAAUAGGAAUAAACACUUUUAGGAACUUUGUCCAAAAAGAUGGCUUCCUUAGCAGGAUUUCAGUACACUCCGGAGAACAUGCAAAGGCUGGAAAAGGUGACAUAAACUUGAUCUUUUUUUCAAAUGUGAAGUCAAAAUUCUAGAUAGGUUUUCAAAUUUUUUGGCCUGUUUAUGGACAAAGACAUUGUCAUGGUUUGAUAUCAGUUAAUAUUAAAUUUUAAAAGCAAGCUUCAUGAAAAAAUUGAAUUUACCUGCACCUUUGUCUCUAUGACCUUUGACAGACAAAAUCUGUUUUAUUUUUACUGGUACCUUAAUUGAUUAAAUUAAAGCAACACAAAUCUUUCAUUCUCAGGCAUUGCAAACUAUGCAAGAUAGAGGAAUGGAGUCAGAUCCACGCUAUGCGCAGUUGAUGUCAUUGCUUAGAGCAAAACCUACAUCUGUUGACAUGUCAGAUGCUGGCCAUGGCCUUCAACUUCCUCCUCCUUCAAUGCAGAUGGGUAUAGGAAAUAUACCACCAGGGACUGGAAUGGGAGGAGACAUGCAAACAAGAAGUUCUCCAGCUCCAAAUUUGAUGUCUCAAGCUUCGCAGAAAGCUCACGGUUUCUCCUCUCCACAGUUGUUACAGCUCAGAGCACAGAUCAUGGCUUACAAACUCUUAGCUCGUAAUCAGCCUCUUCCUGAACACAUACGUAUUGCCAUUCAAGGCAAGUCACCGUCUGUUAAACCAGCAGGGUCAAGUAUGCCCAGUAGUACAGUUCCACCUCAGUCAAGUCAGUUACCUUCUAGGACUCAGAAUCAACCUGGAAAUCAGUCAGCAACUCAAAGUCAGGCAAAUAUUGGUGCUGGAAGCUCUACAACAUCUCCUGCUGGUCCUGUGCCUAAUCAGACAGCUUAUAAUGUCCCUGGAAUGACAGCUGGUAGGGUGCUAUCUCAAUUAAAUUAAUUGCAAUUAAUUUUGUUCUUUGACAAAAGGAUGAAUCUUUGAAAUAUAAAUAAGGUGAGUUUCAAUUCCUCAUUGGGACUCAAGUUUCCUUAAUCAUAUGCUUGCACCUACUGCAAGAAUCUAUCUUCUGCCACUAAGCUGAAAAUUUAUUGCCUUCAAUGCUCUGCAUCUAUUUCUGUUCAGGAGGUCUUUAAGUUUUCUAAGCCUGUAGCAUUCUAAAGGACACUUGUCAGACAUGAAUCUACAGGGAUGGGUGUUCAUCAGGCAUCAGUGAUUCAUUGUCCUGAGCUGUCUUCUAUGUGUUUUGAAUUCUCUUGUUACUUCACACUUUCACUUCUUAACCCUUUCACUCCCAAGAUCUUAUGAGUAAUUCUUGUAAUAUUAGUUUGGAGAAUUUGGUAUAGGAUUAACUAAUUAUCCCCUAAUUGAUAUUUUUCUUUAUUCACAUCACUUUUCUGCUUGAUUUUUUAUUUAUAUUGUACUGAGAAAUUCUGUCUUGGUCACUCGUUGGAGUUUAAGGGUUAUUGAAGACCAUCUACUCAGCCUAGUACAGGGUCUGGCUUAUUCACAGAUUCUCUGUUGUGGCUGAGUUGGUUGAGUAUCAGAAUUGGCUUGAAUCGGGUUUGAAUCAUAAUUCACUGAAACUCAACAUUAGUUUAUGACAAUUUUAUCUUCUUUAACCAGCUCAACAGCUACAGAGCAAACAGGCGGUAGGAACCAGCCAAUCAACAACACCUGCAUCAUGGGAGGCAGCCAAAGGUGCGGCUGCCAGUGCUAUUGCAGCAGCAACUCAGCAGCAUAAGCUUAAAGAGCAGCAACGGCAAGCACUUGCACAGCAACAGCAACAGCAGCAGCAACAACAACAGCAGCAGCAGCAGCAGCGCAAGGCACAGACCCCAGGAACAUCUCAAGGAGGGAUACAGAUGCCUAGUAAGCCUCGCUUGGCACCAGUGGCUAAACCUGUUGGACUUGAUCCUGUUACUAUUCUGAAAGAAAGAGAAAACAGGUAUGACUGCUCCCAGCUUUUGUAUUAACUGAUUUGGAGUUGAAGUUAAAGCCAUUAGAGGGUUCAGCCAACUAUUUAAGGCAUUGACUCUGAUGAGGCUCAGAUGUUCAGUCAAGAUUGACAGUAAAAUAUGAUUGGUAACAAAGCCAGGUUUCUACUUGCAUUAACUUACACCCUUUUCCUCGUACAUGUAAUCUAAAAGAAAACCUAGUGGGUAAAGAAUAAUACUGAUAUUACAUUACAUAUAUAUAGUUUAAGCCCUUUUUCAUAGCAAAUUCUUUUUAUGAAUUUUUAGUCCUUAAAAAUCACUUCAAAGGGCAACUUGCAUCUGUACAUGUAAUACAUACAGCAGGUUUUCACGUCAGUGACACAGAGAGGUACAGAUGUACACAUCUGCUGUUUUUGUAAAAUUUCACAUGAUUUGAUAAGUAGUCAUUCUGUACAUUUUUUUUUGGGAGGGAAAUGAUUGUAUCUCAGAUAAUUUUGUUUAUUCCUUAUGGUGGUUUAGUUUUUUGACCUUACUAAUCAAUAAUUGAGGAUGGAUUUAUCUGAUAAAUAACUUUCUUUUGCCUCCGUUGUACUGAGUACACUGUGAUGAAUUUUAAUUCACUUUUUUGACAAGAAUUGUGCAUGUAACUCUUGCACAGGAAGCAUGUAAAUCGUUUGUAAUUUACUAAAGUGUAACCCACAAUAAUAUUUCUUUGUACAUCUUCCUUGCAUUAUUUGUUCAGAAUACAGGCCCGUAUUGUACAGCGCAUCAGGGAUCUGGAAGGUCUACCAGGGAGUAUUCCUGAUGAUCUGAGAAUGAAAGCAAUGAUUGAAUUGAGAGCACUCAGGCUGCUUAACUUCCAGAAACAGGUUUGCUUACAAGAGUAUUGUAAUGUUUUGUGGAAAGAAGUGUUGCCGCUAAGUGUUUCACAUACAUGUAGCCACUAGCUACAGUAUGUUAAGAUUAUAACCACUGUUAAACUAGACUUAAAAUAAUUUCCUUUAUUCUUGUGACAUUAAUGUUUGAUUCAUUGGCAAUACUAUAAGGAGAAACUAGAAUCAAGUCACUUUUGGGGUGUGAAGGGUUAACAGAAGGUUUUGACAAAUCAAUUUUUUUUCUUUGUGAUUAGUUAAGAGCAGAAGUUGUGGCCUGCACAAGGAGAGACACUACAUUGGAGACAGCUCUUAAUUCAAAGGCAUACAAACGAAGUAAAAAGCAAUCCCUGCGUGAGGCAAGGUAUGUUCGAUACCUGCAAUUUCUAUCAUCAUCUUGGUAUUCUUUAACAUGACAGGAUAUAACACAGGAAAUACAAUGUGUAAGGUUUAGAGCUGAAUGAUCAGAGAUACAAGUACAAUUUGUAUGUAUGACAGGAGGGUAUGGAUAUCAAUAUGUACACACACACAAAAAUAAAAGAUAUAAAUAGGAGGCAUUGUUUAAGAUGUUUGUAAACUGUCCUCAAGCAAUUAAAAUAAUCUCUAUACUGAAUUUUUCAUGUUUUGAGAAUACAUUAUUAUUAUUACACAUUAUUGCAAGACUGACUUUGCUAAAUCAAUGUUAUCUUUGAAACACUACAAUUAGUUGUCUAUUGUCAUGUCCACACUCGGUCUUUAUUAGCUUCUGUUAAGAAUGUGCAAGUUCUUUCUUUUGAUAUAACCAUGGAUCAUUCUUUUUGUCCUUCAGGAUUACAGAGAAACUUGAAAAGCAGCAGAAGAUGGAACAAGAACGCAAACGUAGACAAAAGCAUCAGGAGUACCUGAACACAAUAUUGCAGCAUGCCCGUGACUUCAGAGAAUAUCAUCGUUCCAUCCAGUCCAAGGUGGUGAAGCUUAACAGAGCUGUGAUGAGCUAUCACUCCAUUACAGACAGAGAGAAGAAGAAGGAAGAGGAGAGGAUUGAGAAAGAGAGAAUGAGGAGACUUAUGGUAUGUUUUUGUCUGGUCUGUGUUUAACCCUUUAACUCCCAUGAGUGAUCAAGACAGAAUUUCUCCUUACAAUAUCAAUACAAUAUCAAGCAUAGAAGAGAUGAGAAUAUAGUAAAAUAUCAAUUAGGGGAUAAUUGGUUGACCCAAUACUAAAUUCUCUGAACUAACAUUAUAAGAAUUGUAUGGCAGACAGUAAGGAGAAUUGCUAAUGAGAUCUUGGGAGUUAAAGGGUUAAUGCCAAAAUCAUUUAUAUGGAAUGUUUGAUUUGAAAUUACAAUGUUAUGAGUCUGCUAAAGAUGGGUAGUUUCAAAGAAACUUCAGAUUGAUAUGAUUUCAAAUUAGGUUGAAGUGCUUAAGUUCUUAAGAAAUCUUUUUUUCCAUAUUCAGAGGCAAACUCAGAGCAGUAAAAAGGUUUUUUCAUUUGUUUCAUUAACACAAUUGUACUCACAUUCACAAAUGGAUUUCAUGUUGCUGUGCAUCAGAAGUAGAUCACAAUUUUCACCAGUGAAUGGUUUAAACCAAAAAUUGGCACAGAAGAGGUAGCUGAGAGUGUCACUAAUGUUCUUACUACAUGACCUCUUCUGUUUUUUAUUACUGUACCCAGCUUAAAACUUACUCUCUCUCUUAUUUCUAUUUACAAUCAUGAUGCUAUUGACAUUGCUGAUCCUAGCAGUAUGCAGGAUGCGUGUCAUAUGAACUUUGUAAUAGACUUUGCUCACUGUAGAGUCUCUGUGGCUCAAUGGUAGAGCAUCGGAGCACGGAAUCUGAUUCCUCACAGGGACUCAGAAUUUUUUCUUUGUCCCACGCUUGUGACAAGAUGAAAAACAUCUUGAUUAACCUAGACUCUCUUUGUGUAAUAUGAUAACAAAGCAAACAUUUGUUUAUGGUGACAUCAUGUAUGCAUCCAUUCUCCAAUACACAGUAGAUCAUAAUUAAGAACCAAUCAUGAUGUGUGUAAUUCAGCUCAUCAUAUGAAUGAUAAUGUAAACAGUACAUGGUGUUUUGUUGUGACUAUAGGCAGAAGAUGAAGAAGGCUACAGAAAACUGAUUGACCAAAAGAAAGAUAAGCGUUUAGCUUAUCUCCUGGGACAGACUGAUGAGUAUGUAGCCAGUCUUACAAAGAUGGUACAACAACACAAGAGAGAACAGAGAAAGAAACAGUUGAAAGAAAACAGGAAAAGGAGAAAGUCUGACUAUGAUGAUGAUGAGACACCAGAGGGUAACAGGCAUGUGCCUGUUGUUGAUACAGAGACUGGUUUGGUGCUUAAAGGAGAAGAUGCCCCCAUAGCUGACAAUCUGGACUCGUGGCUGGAAAGUCAUCCAGGGUACGCAAGGUUUUCGUUAUUAAAUGUACAUGUAGUAGCUGUGGAAGUAAGAAGAGGAUAUUCUCUCUGUCUGAAUCAUGAGUAGCUCAUACUGUUGAGGUAGAGAAUUUUCCAAUCUCUAAUCUCAAGCAAAAGGUUCAUUAUUGUUGCAAAUAGUUUAGUCUGGCAGGUAUGUCACCAUUGUGGUCUUUGAUGGAUAUGUUGCACUACAUGGAUAUCUUCUUGUCCCAAAGAAAAAACAUGAAGUUGUGGAGAGCUGUUAAAUGCUGACAGUCUAACCAUCAAUUAUGAAGAAUUGUAAAUCUCAUGUCCAGUUUCUCUUUUGUUAUUUACCAGGUAUCAAGUGGCUCCUCGUCAGGAACAGGAAUCUGAUGAUGAAGAAGAAGAAGAGGGAUCAGUUGAGGAUGCUGAAGGUGAUGACGAGGUUGAAAAAGAAGCAGAUGAGAAGAAAACCGAGAAAGAAAAGAAGAGAGAAGAAUAUGGCAAAGAUGAAGAAGAUGUUGUGGAAGAGUAAGUAUUAAGUAUAGAGUUUUAAUGAGAGUGAUGAUAAAUAAAUUAUACUGAUUGCCUCUCUGCACUUUGUUGUAUAUUUUUUGGCCUAAAGACAAUGCUGUCUUGGAGAUUAAUUUGAUUCUUUCAGAAUUUAUAUUGUUUUUUGUAAGAUCUGUACCCUUCACCAUAGAUUUCUGUUGCCCACAGAGCUGAUGAUCCAACUGUUCUGGAAAGCCGUCAGUAUUAUCAAAUUGCACAUAGCUUUCAGGAGGAUAUCACUGAGCAGCCAACUAUUCUUAUCGGUGGAAAACUCAAAGAAUAUCAGGUAUCUUUUUUUUUUUUAUAUAAAAUAUUAUCCAAUACCAUAAAAUCAUAGGUGUAACACUCCUUCAAUUGCUUUGAUUCAGUUGUGUUACAGGCUGUGUAUGUGUAGCCAAAGUCAACCACUUUAUCCUUAGUUGUACCUGCUUAUCCUCCUAAGUAUUUAACAUGCAUUUUUAUUUCGAUGUUCGUUCUGAGAACUCAAUGUUUAUUAGGUGUCUUGCCUUUGUUUCCUGUAAUAUAUAUGGCCAGAUUAUAAUUUAUAAAGGAAAAAAAUGAUAAUGAAAAUUACUUUUAACCCUAAACAUGUUUUAUAUACUGUAGGCUAGUAGGGCUGAGUAAAUCAAUGAUUUCCAAAUAAUUCAAAUAAAACAUGCUCUUUAACCUUUUACACCCUCACAUCAUUAUGCAUACUCUUCACACUGUUCUUUAUACAUUUCCUAAGGCGCUGACAAGGAGAAUUUGUUUGCUAGUCAAAAGGUUCCUUCCCUGCUGACUAUCUCCUUUAUUCUCAUGACCUUUAUGUGUGAUUCAGGAGUGAUAUUGUAGGGAGAAAUUAGAUGCUAUUCACUCUAAGGGUUUGAAGGGUUAACAUACAAUCACUUGGAGUGCACAUGUACUCUGUACUUAAUGGAGUUCAAAUGUUAUAAUGUCACUGCAUUACUUUGUAUACAGGAAAAUAAAAUUUACAGCUCAAAUUGUUCUGGGCUUAUCUGAUGCUUAUAAAUAUUGCCUUCUUUUCAGAUGCGAGGUCUUGAAUGGCUGGUCUCAUUGCACAACAAUGCUUUGAAUGGUAUCCUUGCAGAUGAGAUGGGUCUUGGAAAGACUAUUCAGACAAUUGCCUUGUUUGCCUACCUUAUUGAAGUCAAAAAGCUCAAUGGACCAUUCCUUGUUAUUGUUCCUCUUUCGUAAGUACAGUGUUUGCUGCAGAAUCUUGUGAAGUGUUUUUCUUUUGUUUUAUUUUUACUGAUCACUCCUGAUUUGUGUGAUCUACAGGACACUCUCAAACUGGUUGUUGGAAUUUGAGAAAUGGACACCUUCAAUUAUUGUCGUAAGCUACAAGGUGAGACAAGAUUUCCCAAAAAGUUCUGGUUACCCAACUGUUGGUCCUGUCUGGAGCUUGAACCCUCAAACUCGUGCAUGGCAGUCCAGUGCUCCUCAACCUGAGUGAUCCGGGUGGCUAAUCAUUCAGAUAAUGUUUUCUUGCAGGGUUCACCCAACAUGCGUCGUUCAGCUGCUUCUCAAAUCAGAGGAGGAAAGUUCAAUGUUGUACUUACUACUUAUGAGUAUGUGAUGAAAGACAAGUCAGUCCUCUCAAAGGUAGGCUACAUUCUGCUGAGAGUUAAGAUUUGGGUUAUUUUUCUCUUAGUCAAAAGUAUUGACCAAAAGUUUCUGAAAUUUUGGGAAUUUAUUUUGAGCCUAUCUAUUUAUCCUGUGAGUAAUUAGUUUUUUUGUGUGUGUGUGUGUGUGCGUGUGUGUGCGUGUGUGUGUGUGCGUGUGCGUGUGCGUGUGCGUGUGCGUGUGUGUGUGUGUGUGUGUGGUAUGUAAUGAAAGAAAGGAGUUAUUUUGUGUUUUAUGUGAAGAAAAGAAGAUUUACUUUAAAGUAACCUCAGAUGCUCUUAUUGCUAAGAUAUCUUGGCAAAUCAAAUUUACUCAAAAUUAUUUUGUUCAAAAUAAGGUGCGCUGGCGAUAUAUGGUGGUGGAUGAGGGCCACAGAAUGAAGAAUCAUCACUGUAAAUUGACACAGAUCCUAAACACACAUUAUGCUGCACCUCACAGAGUGCUGUUAACUGGGACUCCCUUACAGGUCUGUUUCUUUGUUUUUACAAGGUUAAGCCACAUUUUACCCAUGGCUGUAGCAAUGCUGUCCAUCAGCAAGUUUUUUUCCUGACCAUUACCUUUGCUUACUUCUAAGUGCAGGCCACUCAUACAAAUGAUAUUAUAGGACUGGCUUGAUGUUUCUAUUUUUUAAUACCUAGACAUUUGAACUCUGUCAAAUAUGGUGAUAGUAAGUCCUAUCUUCUAUACUGCACACUUUUUAAGACCUGUCAGGAAACUAACGUGUAUGUCAGGUGUCGGAGGUGUGCAACACUAAACCAGGAUUUCGCUAACACCAUUAAAGAUCAAUUCUUGAUGAGUGGGGUUUGAUAGUAGAACCUGGAACACCACUGUACAUAAAUAACAAGUAUUACUGACAAUUACACAGACACUAAUAUAUAGAUUUAGCCAAGCCUAAAAGCAGAGCUUGCAAUUUUUUUUUCCCCACUCGUCUCAAGGGCACAACACCUUGCCCCAUCCAGGACUAGAACGUGGGUCGUCCAACUCAGAGCCUAGUGCAUUGGCCACUUGACUACUGAACAAAGCCAUGGCAUUGGUGUGCCCAUGGUACAGUUGACCACACAUGUGUACAGUCGUACAGUUGUACAUCCAAAUUUUUUUGGCUUGAUGGGUUACUACUAUUUUGUACAAUUAUGGGGCUAAACUCUGCAAGCUCUGCUUUUAAAUUUAAUGACAGUCCUGGUUUUCUUUGAUUUUUAUUGUUUGUUUUGUUUUUCUGAAUUUCUCUGGUUUUUUUGUUUUCUUAAACUUUAGAAUCGUCUGCCAGAGCUGUGGGCACUAUUGAACUUCUUGCUUCCAACAAUCUUCAAGUCUUGCAGCACUUUUGAACAAUGGUUCAAUGCACCUUUUGCAAUGACUGGUGAAAAGGUAAAUACAUGUACAUUAUCAAUAGUAAUUCUCAAACUUUCUUCUUGUUGUCCAUUCUAUUGGAACCCAUCAUUUGUAUUUACAUGUAUUUGAAUACAUUGCUUUAAUUUCCACCUUUGUGUAUUUUGUGGAUGUAGGUUGAACUUAAUGGUGAAGAAACCCUUUUGAUUAUUCGCCGUUUGCAUAAGGUGAGUUGUUAACUUGGUAAUGUAAAAUCAACCAUCCUUUAAAAAGGAUUUCUUUAAGAAAUGUAAUAAUGAUUAUUUUCCACAUUCAAAUGAGGUUCAAAAUCUGGACAAAGAAUUCUCGUCCUUAAUGCAAUGAACACCCUCUUAAAACCUUUUUGUGAGAGACAUACUUGUAGAAAUAGUGUUUCCUCAAAGUCAAACAACCAACUUUCAAUUUGUUUUCAAAAGGUUUUGAGGCCAUUCUUGUUGCGUCGUCUCAAGAAGGAAGUAGAAUCACAGCUACCAGAAAAGGUAUGUUCAUGUAAAUGGCACCAACAAAAAAACAAAAAAACCAAAAAAAAAAAAGGAAAAAAGAUUUGAAACAUCUUUUGUUUGAUGGUCUAGCAUUCAACACAAGAGGACUGGAAAGACUUCCUACUUGUUCAUUUUAGCUUUUACACUCCCAGAAAUGACUGAGAAGGAAUUUCAUUUUACAGAUUUGAUACAUUGUCUGAUGCAGAAACUUGAUGAGCAGAAAUGGAAGUAUCAACAGAGAAUAUUUGUUUGAUUUAUAUGUAGCAUCAAUUCUCAAGCUAAAAUGACAAGAAAAUUGUAGCAGAUAGUGGGAAGAAUUUAUGUAGAGAUCUUGGUGGCAAAAGCAUUCAGCAAUCCAAGAUAUUUUUUGUCCAUUUGUAAAAAAAAAGUGUUGGAAUCAAAACUUUCCUUGCCUAACAUACAUGUAACAUUUUUUGUCCCCAUAACAAGGUGGAAUAUGUUGUCAAAUGUGACAUGUCAUCACUUCAGCGUAUUCUUUAUAACCAUAUGCACAAGGCAGGAGUACUGUUAACGGAUGGAUCAGAGAAGGACAAAAAGGUCUGUGUAUUCACUGUUGUGUUACAUAUGUUAUUUGGGGAGAACUGCUGCACUUAGGCCUUACUUAGUAAAGUGGAUUUAUGAGGAUGGACAGGAAAAAUUAAAUACACACUGAACUACUCAAUCUUUAAAUCCACAUAACAUGUACAUGUAGUUUUGUCUACAAAAACCUUGUCAGUUGGUAUUAAAUGACCAAGUGGUCGUAGAUAGAACUAGUGUGUAAGUUAUGGAUCACACAGUUAAGUAUGUAAGAAGCAAAGAAAUAAGUCAUAAUUUAUAUUUAUGAAGUGAUGUUUUGUUUCCUAAAAGUUAAGAGCAACUUUAUUCAAAAUACAUUAGCACACUGUUUCAACCAUGAAAGAACAACAUGUCAUUCAUGUUCUUGAAUCAUUGGUGUACAAAGUGUGCUACAUUAUUCAAAUCCAGGGCUACACUGAAUUCUCGAGCAUUAAAAAGCACUUUGAGUGGGUUUGGUGGUAGAACCUGGAAUAUUUUCUUUCUGGAAUAUCUCAUUAUCAUCGUAAAGCUUACAUACAUGUAUUGAAAUGUGAAGCCUUGCUGACAUGGAUGUUUUUGUUCAUGUAAUCAUGAUAGGGCCGAGGAGGAACCAAGACUCUGAUGAACACUAUCAUGCAGCUAAGAAAGAUUUGUAAUCACCCUUUCCUCUUUCAGCAUAUUGAGGUAAGCAUGCGUCUGAUACACCAGUACUUUGUUUUUACUCAAAUUUAGCUCUGAAUCAAUUCUUUAACCCUUAUCACCCUAACAUCAGUAUUGAUUUUCCCCAGACUCUUCUUUAUACAUUUUCAAUCAAAGCUUCUUAAGUGAUAAUCUCCUUUAUUCUCUUGAUCCUUAAUGCAUGAUUCAGCUGUAUUUCUGUAAGGAGAAAUAAGAUGCUGGUCACUCUUAGUUUCAACUCAGUUGCAAGUUUCUCUCCUCUAGUUCUGGGGCAACACCUGUUUACUUUGUCUUCAUGUCUCCUUGAAUUUCUUUCUUAAAUUGAUUUUUGCUUUUGCAGGAAUCCAUGGCAGAACAUCUUGGCUUUCCAAGUGGAAUUGUUCAAGGGUGAUUAUUUCUUGAGCAAUUUUCCUUCUAUAUUCAGUUCCUUCCACUUUAUACUGUAAACGGAAUAUAUAGUUGACAAUGUUUUGCUAAAGUUGUCCCUCUGUUCUAACAGCCCUGAUGUUGUAAGAGUGUCUGGCAAGUUUGAUCUUCUGGACAGAAUUUUGCCAAAGCUCAAAAGGAAAAACCACAGGUAUAUGUCUUUUGUAGUUUUCUUCUAUCAAGGGGUUAACAUACAAUAUACACAUGGCAUGAUCUACAUGUUAUGGCUUUUUCCUGCAAAAAAACAAAACAAAACAGCAAACAUGCCCUACCUCUAGCUCUUUCCCUUUAUUAAUUCCUAGCUCUUUCCCUUUAUUAAUUGCACGUUUUUGCCCUCAAAUUUCAGCUAAGUAUCAGACAGCAUUGAUGCUGGACUUGUAUGAUGUACAGUUGUACUUCAUGUCUAAAACACAAUUUACUUUAAAACUACAGAUUUGAAAUUUUUGUAAAUAUUAGCUUGGUAGGCCAUGUAUGGGUUAAGAAGAGGCUUCUUCCAUAGUUUUAUGUGACCAUUUUCUUCACAUAUUGCAAUUUAUUUUUGUGUCAAAAAGGCUUAGAAGUCUUAAUAUCAAUUUUGUUGAUUUAUAUGUCACUUACACUUGUGUCUAUUGCUCCCUUGUAGGGUGUUGUUGUUUUCACAAAUGACCCAGCUGAUGACAAUUCUUGAGGAUUAUUUCAAUUGGAAAGGUACAUGUACCUGUUGCUGAAUGGUAUAGUGGAAACUGAUGCUAGUCUGUUAUAGAAAAAGUCAGAACUUAAUUAAAAAGACCCACAAGAUUCCUUCUCCACCAAUUUCCUCUGAACGUCGAUACAUUGCUUAGCAGAAAAGCAACGAGAAGAAAGAAAAAUAUUGACGAUGGAGACACAGCUGUACAGCUGUAGUUUGAUUUGUUACAAGAUUUAGAGUUAAAUUUUUGAGUAUUGUAUGGUAGACCUUGCAGAGAUUGGCCUUGUAUAUUAUGUUCAACGUUUUUCUCUAAAUUUUCUUAACUUGUUAAGGAUUCCCUUACCUCCGCUUGGACGGUACAACUAAAAGUGAGGACAGAGGUCAGCUGCUGUCCCUGUUUAAUGCCAAGGACUCACCUUACUUCAUUUUCUUGCUGAGUACACGGGCAGGAGGACUGGGGCUGAACUUGCAAGCUGCUGACACAGUGGUGAUUUUUGACAGUGACUGGAACCCACACCAGGUUUGUUGCUGCUAAAAUCACCCUUAAAAUAGAAUUUAAAGUUACUGUGGUUUUUUUCAGACCUAGUUAUUUUAGUGCGUAAUUGAAUGGUUUGCGACAAGCCUGCUGAACAGGGAUAAACUUUGCAUUUUCAGUUGAGCGGAUGUAACUGCAAGGGAGGGGGGAGGAAACACGCUUGAGAGGAGGAGCCCCGUGCGUCAAUUUUGUGUGUUUUAUCUCUCAUGCAUGGCUUGCCCUUCGCGUUCGCCUCGCGGUCUCUUCGCGUCGUCUUGCGUUAGCCUAAAAUGCUGUCUUAUAUUCGCAGAAAUGCUGUCUUAUAUUCUGUCACUGAACUACCAACUUGAGUUGGGUAAGGUAACGAAUCCGGAUUCGUUACCUUGCCCCUUGAGUCACAUAUAUUUACAAGGACAAUCUGGUGGAAGGAUUACGAAAAUAAACUAACGCUAAACGCUUCGCGACAAAACCACGUAAUGUCACCAACAUCGGAAUCCUUCCUUUAUUAUAAAUCUAACACAGCAUUCAAAGUUAACAAAGGGUAAAACAGAAGACCACUUCAUACGUAUUUCGCGCGCGUUUUUUUUAGUGCGUUUGAAAAAAUUGCACACGUGUGCGCUUUUUUUUUAACGCGCUUUUUGCGUGCAUUUAGGGACAAGUACCUCUGAGCUGUACUGUAGAUUACAAUGGACUAUCAUUGGAUUUUUUUUUUUUAACAAAUCUGGCCAAUCUUUUUAUUCGCCUCUCUGCCGUCAAGAAGUCGUAAUGAAUAUAUUUGAACUUUCCGACUAUUUUCUUGUUCUAGGAUCUCCAAGCUCAGGAUCGUGCUCAUCGUAUUGGCCAGAAGAACGAAGUUCGUGUUCUGAGGCUCAUGACAGUGAACAGUGUUGAAGAGAAGAUCCUUGCUGCAGCAAGAUAUAAGCUUAAUGUUGAUGAAAAGGUCAGUUUUAAAUCAACACAUCAUUUUACACUCAACUGAGUUCACUGCAGGUCAGUUGGCGGGGCAGUGAACAAUAAAAUUGGACCUGGCUGCUUUUGGAAUCCUCAGAUAUUUCUUUUUCCCAUGCACGAAGAAAAUAUUCAGAAAACAUCUUUCUUUUGGCAUGAUUCUAUUAUUUAAAAUUAACCUAUAGAGUAACAUCAGGAAUGGAAUGGAUAUUGAAUUGCUUCUUGUGUUUUUGUUGUUGUUUUUUUUUGCAUAGGUUAUUCAAGCUGGCAUGUUUAAUCAGAACUCCACAUCAAGUGAACGAAGAGCUUUUCUGAUGGCCAUUCUCGACACAGAGAAUGACGAGGAUGAGGUAAUGUACCCAUUCUGCAUGUUCAUGCUUUGCAGAAAGAAUUGCCUUGAAGUGGAAUUGGCUUUGUUUGCCAAGUUUUAUAGAGUAGCGGCAGUAGAAAAUUGCCGAAUUCAGCGAGCAUUUUUUAAAAAUAAUUAUGAAUUUGUGAAAGUAGCAACACAAUGCAACAAAGCAAGUUUGGAAUUGAAUUCACAUAAACUUUUAUUUUUGUUUCUUAGACUUCAUUGGUAGGCAACCAAAUCAGCGGGCUGCAAAGACAAACAGAAGUAUGAGAAGCUCCACAAAAACUAAUUAUAUUUUGGUAGUCUGCCCAGAAUUCAAACAUGGCUAGCCGAUAUUUUCAGUGUUAGCUUUACCUGUGAUGGCCUUCUGAAACAAUUGUGGCAACCAUGAACGUCUCUUGCAGUCAAAAGCAAUCAGCCCCCCUUCCCCCAUCCCUUUACAAACAAACCAAAGUUCAGAAUCGUUAAUUUUAUUUGAAAUUGUAGGAGGAAAGUGAGGUGCCUGAUGAUGAAACCAUCAAUCAAAUGAUUGCUAGGACAGAAGAAGAGUUUGAGUUGUAUCAGGUAGGAUCAGUUUGUUUUACACUUCAUGAUUGACUAAAGCAGAAUUUCUCCUUACAAUAUCAAUAAAAUACCAAGAAAACAAGAGGUGAGAAUAAAGAGAAGUAACAAUUGGUGUAUAAAUACUUGAUCCAAUACCAAAUUCUCAGAACUCACAUCAUAGGAAUUGUUUCGCAGACAGUAAGAAGAAUCCGUUAUGAGAUAUUGGGAGUGAAAACGUUGACAACAUGGGUGUUUAUUUUUAUCUUUUUUUCUGUUUCUAUCUUACAGCGUAUGGACAUGGAAAGGCGAAGACAGGAAGUUAGAGUGAGUAACUUUUAUUGUUUAUUAUCUAGGUCCUGAUUUUGCAGGAGAAUAAAGAAUGACUUAGAAGGGCUCACUUUUUAUCAUAAUGAAUAAAUAAAUAAAUAGAUAGAUAAAAAGAGUUAAGAUCUCUUUUGAAGAAGAUGGCAUUCGUUACGUGGAGCAGUUUGUAACAAUAAAAAUGAACAAUAGCAAGGAAGGGGAUACACUGUUUAUGUCUCCAUACGCAGCCCAACAGCAUUGAAGUACAGAGAUUAAAUGAUGAGUCUGCCAAGUCUCUGUGUGAGCUCUAGCCAGCGUCUCACAUUUUGUGUAAUUAGGAAAGACACUCUGCCCUCAAUGACAGUAUAGACUCCAUCAUGUAUGGACCACCCUCGAUCCCCUAACGCUGGGACUACCCUAGUCGUCUCCUUUGCAGUUGUUGUUUUGUCUCGUCUCGCAACACGUGACGAGAUCAAACGCCAGCUGCGGAGUUAACCACCUUUUUUUUUUUUUCCCCUCCCCUCCCCUCUCUCCCGCAGUAGCAGUGUUAACUUUCACCCAACCACAAGCUUUCUGAGUUAUCCAAAAUGUAACUCAGCCUCUAUUUGUUUUGAUCGUCUCAUCAGGAAGCAGGUUCACUUCGUCGUCGCCCUCGACUGAUGCAAACGAAUGAGCUGCCUCGCUGGAUUGUCAAAGAUGACGCUGAGGUGAGAGCUUAGUAGAAACAUGUUAUGAAUUCUUUGAUACGUCAUUGAGCGCUUUUUGAUUGAGUGACGUAAGCCAAGCCAAAGCAAUGACAACGGCCAAUCAGAACUCACAGUAAAAACAAAUAAACUGUGGAAAGCGCGGGAAAACGCAGGGGACCAAGUCACAAUUGGUUUCAGUUUUGCAUCUGAUUGGUCAAGAGAAUGGCGAGAGUGGUCUGGACCAGUCACAGCCCGAAGUAAAGCAAAGACCAAUGCAAUCCCGGAUUACUUUUGACGCUCAAUUAAAAAUUGCUCGAUGAGAUAAUUCAUUGUGUCGAGUUAAUCGUACUGAAGUUCUCUUACAUUAUGAACGUGAAAUCUGAAGUAAUUUUUGUAAUAUCCCUCAGCGCACUGCUAGAACCUGGCAGAAGUUCUCCAUGCAUGUCAGGCGUACGAUGUGUGCGAUAGUAACCCAAGGUCUCACUGACACCAACAGAAAACCAAAAUUCGAUGAUUGGUGUUUGACAACAAUAGACCCUGGUACACAAAAUAUAAUUUUCACAGAAAUAGAUUUUUAACCGUUAUUAUAGAGGUGUCUUUGAUUGUAUAAGGAUAAUGGAAAUUUGUAACAUUGGUACAUGAACCUACUUUUUCUGUUGAACAGGUGGAACGCUUGACUUGGGAGGAAGAAAGCGAGAAGAUUUUUGGACGUGGGUCACGUGUCCGUAAAGAUGUUGUUUACUGUGAGCAUCUGACAGAAAGACAAUGGCUGAAGGUAUUCAAAGCAUAAAAAAGAAUCAAUAGAUACUGGGAGAGGUUCCACGGGGUAGGGGGGCGGGUAACAUGCAAAUACAAUGGACUAACAUCUCAUUUAGGGAGGAGUAGCAAACCUCUUGGUGGCCUGAUGCCACAGAAACUGGUAUGAGAUCCGGUGGUGCGAGCCAAAGGUUUUAUGGCCGACUACUUGGCUUAAAACAGGAUGCAAUUAUUUAUUGUUUGAUUUGUUUGAUUGUAGGCCAUAGAAGACGGAAGGCUGGAUGAGGUGGAAGAAAAACAAAAAGUGAAGAAGUUAUCCAAGAAACGAAAACAUGAUCCUGGGGAAGAAGGAGACGUGCCAAAGGUAAGAAUAUUGAACGUAGAGCUUCAUGAUGUAAGUUUCUAAAGAAACUGUGGUACUGCGUCGAUGAGAGAGUGUAAUAGGGUAAUUGAGUAUUAUCAACUGAGUUGAUAACGUAAAUUGGCCACCGUAAAGAGUUUCAAAGCUGACGUUUCGAGCGUUAGCCCUUCGUCAGAACGAAUAGCGAAGGGCUAACACUCGAACAUCAACUCAGUUGAUAAUACUCAAUUGCCCUUUCCUGACAUGUUAGAAUCCUUUUGUCUUUUUCACUGAACUUAAUCAUAAUUUGAACAGGUUCUUGGUUUGCUGUUGGACUGGAUAAUUGCCAGAUACUGAAUUUGUGCUUUUCACAAAACUAGCGUAGGUUCAUCAGAUGAUAUUUCUUAAACUUGUUCAAAUCUGAUCAGAAUUUUACAAAGUUAAUACGGUUUUAUUCGUCUUCUCUAGAUAAAGAAGAAACGAGGACGCCCACCAGCUGGUAUGAUAAUAACUUUUCCCGACUUCUAUCACUUUUGGUGCCCUGCAACUUACGAUUGUGUUCUCUUUACAGUUAAACUUGCACCCAAUCCCCCGGAGCUAACAAAACAGAUGAAGAAACUGAUGAAGUACAUUGUGAGAUAUGUGGAUGAGUAAGUAUGAGAUAAUAUGAUGCUCAGUUAACAGGAUCGAAUACUGAAAGUUCUGCUUAUUAACGCUUUACACCCUACCCAUGUUCCCCGUUCUGUUCUCUAUGUAUUUUCUAAGAUGUUGAUUGGAAGAAAUUGUGUAACAAUCAAGAGUUUCUUUAGUUGGUGAUCUUAUCCUUUAUUCUCAUGAUCUAAACGUUUGAUUUAAGGUGUGAUAUUGUAAGGAGAAACUAGUUGCUUAUCACUCUUGAAUUUUCUUGGUCAUUCUCAGUUCCACUUCUCGCAACCUGGCUGAAAUAUUCAUGGUUCUACCAACGCGCAAAGAACUCCCAGACUACUAUCAGAUAAUUAAGCAGCCUGUGGACAUCAGAAAGAUUCGGGUAAGAUUCUUUCAGUGUUUUAAUUGCACUGGUUUAACAGACCAUUUCAGAGAUUUCGAUAGCGUCAGUCUCAAAAUGAGGUUAAGGUCAAAGCCACUGAUGUAAAAAAAGGUUUCGGAUUUUUUUUCUCUUCCUCAUGGACUCGUUUUAGCAAAAACAGCUUUGCACUUGCCCUCCAUUUUGACACUGAGUUUUCGGAACUGAAAGAUGGGGUUUUUCCAGUUUUUGGGCAAACAGACUGGACUUUUUAAGGAGGAACUUACCAUUUCGUUCUGUUUUGAACCUCCAGAGGAAAUUCGUUUGAUGAAGAGAACUUCUCUACUACCAAAAAAAAAUUUUCUUUUGGUAGUACCACGUGCUAAUGCUUUCUUUUUUAUUUAUUUGUUCUUUUUUAGGAGAGAAUCAACUCGCACAAGUAUCGCACCUUAGAUGACCUGGAAGAAGAUUUCUCUCUCAUGUGCAAGAAUGCUCAGACGUAUAACAUAGAGGGCUCUAUUGUAUGUUUUAGCUAUUGAUUACUUAUACAAAUUUAUUUCGUCUUGACUGAGAUGCUAGACAUAUCACAACCGACUCAGUAGCUUGCGAGCAGGUCCUCAUUAGGCGCGUCUCUCCGCACUCGGGAAGAUUUGAGAAGAGUCGGGUAGGGAUUUGUUGGGAGUCUGGCACUAAUAACUCAUAAUCAGUGUCAGACCCCUUGCAGACCUCUAUCUUGCCCGAAUGGUAAAGGCCGAAGAAACGCUUGUGUCGAAACGCUAAUGAGGGCUACCGACUGACUAGCUAUUCACGUAGUGGGGAUAGUAAUGGUAACGAUAUUUCUUGUUGUUCUUUCGAUUUCAGAUCUAUGAAGAUUCCAUAAAGCUGCAGGUAUGUCACGACGCCUUUAAUUUUCAAGUAGAAGUGUAUCUGUUUUCUGUUGUCUCGAAUGCUUAACAAUUGGUUCAUGCGUCAGCGUGCGUUCAUCGAGAUAUAAAGCACUUGGGAAGUUUUGAGAGCACGAAAGAUGCGUAAGAGUUGCUCGAGGCUAGCCUCGAGCAACUCUAGCUUCUUGAGUGCUCUCCAAACUUCCCAAGUGCUUCAUAUCUUGAUGAACACACAGCUGACGUAUGAACCAACUGUUUUAUAACAUUUUCAACCCGAUGGAAAAUUUUUUUCUGGAGGGAUUUGUUUGCUGACGUCAUGAGCAUGCACAAUAGGAAUAUGAAGCACGCUCGCGCAAUUGAAUUUGAUUAGACAAAUUUACUAGCUAUGUUAUAAAAGCCAUUGAAAAGUACUUUCUUUUCCCGUUCAAAAUUAUAUUUCAUAAACGAAGGCCUGUUUGCGAGGAGUAGCAAGAUUUUUAAAGAAAUCAGCAAUGUGACUAAACAUUCAUUUUCUUUUUUCAAGCUUGUGAAUUCCCUUUUCCCGCCACAGUUUGCGCAGAAAAUGCGAAACCAGAUAUUAAAUUUAAACAUCGAAAGAUUCCUUCAUGAAAGUAGCAAGUCCUAGCGUGUAAUAUAUUUUUCUUUUUAGUCUAUUUUCACGCAUGCUCGACAAAAGAUACAGGGUGGUGAGGACUUACAGCUGGCGCAUUCAUCUGCUGCGGAACCGGAAGUGGAAAGUGAGAAAGAAGCAAGUGAAGGAGAGGAAGAUGACGAUGUUAAUGAUUCGGUAAGAAAAACAGCAUUUAAAGAGGAUGGGAAGGGCUUUUGCUAGAUUUGGGCGGAAUAUGGAAUUUUAGGAUGCGGCAAAGCUGAUAAAGUGCUAACAUAUUCGCAGAUACUAAUGCCAUGUGUCUCUGUGUCCUUGCGGACUGUCUAAAAUCUAACCGCCCGAACAAACAUUUAGCUGUAUCUCUGCAAACAACCAGGACUUCGCCACGCGCGUUUUCCCGCGCUUGACGUGUGUUCCCCUGUAUUUCGUGAAUUCCUAUUGGCUCCAUUCUGAUAUCCAUUUUCGUUGACAUUGGCUGUUGCGACUCAUUUGAUUUGGUUCUGCGACACUCCACUGGAAAGCCUCUACCAAGCUAAUAAAUGUGAGUGUUCUCCCCUAAGUUCCCUUGCCGGUAAACACAUAAAAAGAAAAUCCAACAUUUGACUUGAAUUUGCGAUUUCAAGAUGCCAAGUUUCUUUUUAAUUCAUUUCAUCGUCGUGGCUUUCUGAAUACUAGUGUUGUAACCUAACUUAUUCUGUUAUUUUUUUAUUUUUGGCUUUGUAGUGUUCUCUCCUAAUUUUUGUGAUUUUUGUUCCUGUUUCAGGAUGGUGACGAGGCAGAGUCUGUUGGUUCAGACAUUGAAGGUCAAAAUCUAAAUUCUCCUAGCGCUUUCUAAUACUUAUCCCUUUAAUUUUUUAGUGAGAAAGGUUUUUUCAAUCAAAUAAUCAUUUCUCUGUCCAUGGUCACUGCAUGGUAUUUAAACUACGGAUAAGCAUUGGGUGUUAUGGGUCACAUGGCCUCAAAGACUUCACCUACCCCUCCCUUCUUUACAAAUGUUUUUGUAUGGUCUUUUUAGGUGGAAACAGCCAAUCUUCUUUGAAGAUGCGCAUUAAACUUGGCAAGCAGUCGGUGGAAAAAGCCAAGGUUGAUCUCAGUGGCGUUGUAAGUUAGGAUUUGUUUUGCUCAAUUCCUGUUGUAAGGUGAAAUCUCUUGAAUUCUAUUAAGAGUGCAAGAGGCCUGUCUUGCAAUCUUGAAACUUUCUCCUCUCUCACGAUCUUUUAGCCUUUUGUUUCGCAAUCUAGCCUCCGCGAAUGGGAAAUUUUUUAUCGAGAAAACAGACAGUGUUCUGAAAUGACCCCUUUUCGUGUUUCAUUUAACUUUUUCAGAAGAAAAAGCGCCGAGGGCGUCCACCUCGAAUUAAUCCACCUCCAAAUCGACAGGAACCGAGUGACAACGAACUUGAGUCGUACCCACCUUCGGAGAAAGGCUAUAGCAGUGAAGGAGUGAGUGAAAUGUUUUUUGCUCCGUUUUGAUCAGAUACCUCUCUCAAGUAUUUCAUUUUUAGUCCUUAUGUAGUCGUCCAAUUCUUAACUCUCUACGUUCCUUUUGGGUAUACUCCUAUUUGCUUUCUGUUCAUCCUCCCUAGCUGAAUAUCAGUUUUAGAAAUGUACUUCUCUUACUUAAAAUACCAUUAGGCAAGUCAGGUGAUACGAAAUUGUCCUCAACACUCGAAAUAAUUUCCCGGUCUGCGCCGGUCAAGUUGUCUGGUCAAACCUAUUUUUGCUCAACACGACUCAGUUGCAAAUUCUCGUCUUUCCCCAUUCCCUUUGUAAAAAAAGUACAUUUACCACGCUUUCCUUGUACCUGUAGGAUACGCACUGUCUCCCUUACGUCUAUGUCCAUUUUAGCUCAAAGACUUGGAUGUUAAAUCAAGUAAUAUCUAUUAGUUGAUUUUUUUUCUUUUUCCUGUCACCCUCGUGCUUGAAAGUGUAUCGUAUAUCCAUUGGGUAACUUACGUUGUAACAUUACCUUUUAACCCUCGACACCUUAAUAGUGAUAAGCAUCUCAUUUCUCCUUGCUGUAUCACCCCUGAAUCACACAUUAAGGUUACGAGAAUAAAGAAAAUGAUCACUAAACUAAGAAUUUCUUAAUUGUUAAACAAAUUCUCCUCGUCAGCACCUUAGGAAAUGUAUAGAAAACAGUAUGGAGAAUAUACAUACUGAUUUUAGGGUGUAAAGGGUUAACAGGUGCGUGAAAUUUAACAUUGCUCUCUUCCUCAACAGGAGGGUUCUGAUCGCGAAGACUACCCUGGCUCGUCACAAGAGAUGGCUGCUUCUCCUUCACAGAAGAAACGUUCAUAAAAACAAACUUUCCUGACUAAUGUCUCUGAUUAUUAAUUUCUUUAUUUUGGCUCGAAGUGGAUUCUAACGUAUGGAGUUAUUCUAGGGAGAACUCUACUUAUAGAAGGCUUUGUAGUGGUAGACAGUAUUAGCCGUAAAGAAACUAAAGGGAAUUCAGCCACAAGAUCACCAAAAGACCCUAUAUCUAACAUUCCCUUGUCUGGUGGACUUGAGUUCUGUUUCACUAAUAUUAAAUGAACUUGUAUUUAGCUCUUGUAAAAGACAGAGGUUAAUUGAGGAAACAAACACUGGUUUUGUUUGGUGUCAUAAGGACAUCCUUGCGAAGUGUUUUAUUAACAUAUCCAACUUCCAUCGAAGUGUUAAGCAAAUGAGGGUUUACCUGUUGCUGAACGCUUGUAGCACCAAUCCUUUUGCAAGUAUU